Molecule: messenger RNA, 3282 nt
Organism: Opisthorchis viverrini
Lineage: Eukaryota; Metazoa; Platyhelminthes; Trematoda; Opisthorchiida; Opisthorchiidae
Exons: 10
Coding region: 1-3282 (1093 amino acids)
Biological process (GO): gamete generation; cell differentiation
Cellular component (GO): nucleus
Molecular function (GO): ATP binding; RNA helicase activity; RNA binding
Source: RefSeq, a predicted model, not a curated record
AUGCGAGUAAACAUUUCCUGUAAUGCCAAUGGCUUCCUUUCAAGGAGUACGCCAACCAAGUUUUCUACUCAGGACGUACAAAAGACGUCACCCCCAUUGAGCGUGUCCAGAGGGCCACCACUAGAAUGGUUGCCGGCCUCAAAUCCGUGGACUAUGAAACGCGUCUCGCGAUGCUUGAUCUCUUUCCCCUGGAGAACCGUCGCCUCCGGGGGGACCCAAUUCUUACUUACGCCCUGUUUGAACAAAGCUUGGCAAACAGGUUUUUUACCGUUGACCCAGCAAACACCCGGCUGGGACAUAGGCACACACAUUCACUUUUUUCAUACUGAGAACAUAAAGAGCAGUGCUACACCCUUUUUUCACUUGUGCCUUUCAGGUGAACGACAGCCACUAACCGACAAGAACAAAACCGACCCGGGAAACGUGGGCAAAAUCCUCGACCCUGUGUAUCAAUCCUUCGGUUACUUGAGCAUUGGAGAAAGCACACAGCAGCUAACCGAUGGGUCCUACUUUUACGCCAACAACCCUCAAGUCCUGAAGAAUUUUGCCACUAUUCCUAAUGGGGCACCAAAACGCACUGGUGCCCGUCUGGGACGUUUUGCAGCCACCGACAACAGCGUUACUCCACUUGAUGGGUUUUCGCUGGUCAGUCAAUGGGGAAUCGCAAACAAACUGGAUAAUGUGGGCCUAUUCGGUCCUCCUCCACUUAUCCCUGAGAAUGGGCAGCCAAAACAAGGGAAUUUCAAUUCACGACCUUAUAGGAAGUCUUACAACAACCAGUCAACAUGGCUUCAACAACCAUCCAAAAAGCUGGAACAGGAGUUGUUUGGACAGCCGAAACGGGGCUUGAACUUUCAAUUAUAUGACAGCAUACCAGUCACCCAAUCCGGACCUAAUUGGUCUCCUGUGAAACCUAUAACUUCGUUCAAGGAUGUUGAGUUACAUCAAACUAUAAAAGAAAAUAUUGAGCGUGCUCAGUACAUUCAUCCAACACCUGUGCAAAAAUAUGCUUUGCCAAUAAUCGCUGCAAAAAGAGAUCUUAUGGCCUGUGCGCAAACGGGAUCUGGGAAGACGGCUGCCUUUCUACUUCCCAUCCUCAAUCAACUUUUUCAAGAAGAAAAGACGGAACCAGCUGUCGUUAACGGCGGAGCUUGUCCUGUGGCUCUUGUUUUGGCACCAACCAGAGAGCUUUCUUGUCAGAUAUUCGACGAAGCUCGGAAGUUCGCUUACCAGUCUGACGUUCGUCCUUGUGUUGUCUAUGGUGGGGCAUCUAUUUUUCUGCAAGUUCGUGAACUUCAACAUGGCUGUGAUCUUCUUGUGGCCACACCCGGUCGCUUGGUGGACAUGAUAAGUCGCGGAAACGUUAGUUUGGAUCAUGUCAAGUAUCUAGUUUUAGAUGAAGCCGAUCGUAUGCUAGACAUGGGAUUUGAGCCACAAAUUCGUCGCAUAGUGGAGUUGCAUCGCAUGCCUCCUGCCGGACAGCGACAAACCUUGAUGUUCUCCGCAACCUUUCCAAAGGAGAUUCAGACACUCGCCCGGGAUUUCCUACACUCUUACAUAUUUCUCGCUGUUGGCCGCGUGGGUAGUACAAAUGAGAACAUAACUCAGGAAGUAUGGAACGUGGCCGACAAGGAUAAACCGGAGCUUCUGGUUCGCCUGCUUCAACAAAAAGAUCCCGAAGGUCUGGUGCUUGUUUUCGUUGAGACCAAGCGUGGAGCUGAUUUACUUGCCAAGUUUCUGGGUCAGCUCAAUUUUCCUGUUACGUCCAUCCAUGGCGACCGCCCACAAGCUGAACGGGAGAACGCCCUCUCUUCGUUCCGUGAUGGACUUACUCCUAUCUUAAUUGCUACCGCUGUGGCUGCACGAGGUCUCGACAUACCCAACGUCAAGCAUGUUAUCAACUUCGACCUGCCGUCGGAUAUUGAAGAAUAUGUGCAUCGCAUUGGACGUACUGGUCGGAUGGGGCAACCAGGUUCGGCAACCUCGUUUUUUUCGGAUCGCAAUCAAAAUGUAGUUCGGGAUCUGGUUGAAUUACUGCGCGAGUCCAAACAGUCCGUUCCUGCUUGGCUGGAGGCACGCCUGUCCUAUUCGACUACUGGUGAUAAUCGUCGAUCCAAGGGGAAUAACUCUUCCAAACGGCGGGCCAACUACGCAUCGCUAGAUUACCGACAACAUGGAAUCCGUGGGACUAGCUUCGUCAGCACCGUCUCAAUGGCGAAUAACAAUAGCAUUCCAAACGGUGGAUUUGGCUUGCUGGGUAACUGUUCGGUACCACUGGCUGCUGUUGGCAAUGGUCCCAGGUAUCCACAAAAUACCGGCUACAGUGCUGCAUAUCAUCCUGUCAGUCAGCAACAGCAGCAGCAACAACAACAGUCAGCUCGAUUCAUGUAUCGUAAUGGUCCAAACUAUUUGGGACGUGGAUCUAAUUUUGGGAGCCACUUGGAGCAACAACCUCCGCCGAUGCCGCAACCACUUCCAUUAUUUCCACCACAACAUAGACCUCAAGUAACUCACCCCACAGCUCUUUUACCAACCGGAGCACCUCCAGCAGCCAUGAUGCAUCAAUUUUUGGCAGCUGCAGCAGCAGCUGGUCUCACUCCAGGUCACGGAAAUGUUGGUUCUGCGAAUGGGCAACCUGGAACAGGGAUUUCUGUCUCCACGGGCGGGUACAGCGGCCAUAUUGCGCAUGGUGCCGCUUUCCCCACUGCUACAUACCAGGCGUUUCAUCCGGCGUCCAUAUUUUCUGCGUCAAACCCACUCCCGGGUCAUCCGGUUUCAUCACACGCCAGAGAUGGUCCUGCAACUGCUGUGGUUUUCCCUCCUUCCGCUGGAAUGUUUCCGACAGUCAAUUCUGGUACUCUGGGAGGAACGGCUCCGACUUUCAGUACCACCAACUCUGCCGAUCAUCAAGCUUUACAGCAACCACAUCCCGCUGCGGCUCUAAUACCGAACAGUUUCCACUUAUCCUAUUAUGGGCAGCAACCGUUUGGUCCUGGAUCCGCUGCACCACAACGUCAGUCGCCCCAUCAGCAACAGGCUGCAGUUGCAGCGGCAAUGGCAGUCGCAGCAGCCAUGUCUAACGGCGCACAACCGACUGCCGCUGGCAUAGAUCCUUCAGGGGCGAUCUCUGUCCAGCCAGUUCAUACGGAAAACCCGAUACCGGUGGAAGGCACGACAGCUUCCAGCCCUUCUGCCGGUUCUGUCAAAGCUGGGGCUGUGGUUCAACAAGCCUACAGAGGAAACGGUAUGGGAGAAUGGUGGCCAGCCCCAACUCCCACUUAG